Setaria italica (foxtail millet) is the source of this 5617-nucleotide messenger RNA. RefSeq names its product putative disease resistance protein RGA3. The coding region runs from base 66 to 1580 and encodes 504 amino acids. Lineage: Eukaryota; Viridiplantae; Streptophyta; Magnoliopsida; Poales; Poaceae. The record is from RefSeq and is a predicted model, not a curated record. The transcript is spliced from 3 exons. Gene Ontology annotation, molecular function: ADP binding.
ACUAUAUAACUCCUCUCAGCUUUGUUUGAUCCCCAAACCACCUUGCAACCGUGUUAUUUCCCAAAAUGGAGACAAUCAUCUCCGUCGUCAUGGGUGAACUUGUUAAUAGAUCAAUCUCCUUCUUGAUUGACAGAUACUUGAAGCCUGCAGCAUCAUCGAAGGGGAAGAACAGGGAGAGGUUGCAAUGGAUGCUUAUGCGUGUUCGUGUCACUGUCGAGGAGGCAGAGGUGAGGCGCAUCACAAACGAAGCAAUGCUUCAGCAACUGAAAAUGCUAAAAGAAGUUAUGUACCGAGGUUACUACAUGCUAGACACCUUCAUACAGCAAGCCCAAGAAGAAGAGAAGAAGGGCAAUGGCCGUGGUGCGAGCCGCUCCUUAUCCUUGUCUAAAUUCAGUCCUGCUAAGCGUGUUCGUCUCUCUUGCAGAAGUAAAUAUGGUAUAAAAGAGAUAGAAGAUAUGCUCGAAUGUUUAGAGAUCGCCAUUGCCGGUAUGAGUGAGUUUGUUAUUUUUCUGAGAAACUACCCUCCUAUGUUUCGCCAGCCAUAUAGCACAUAUCUGUUUAUUGAAAACUGCAUGUUUGGGCGCCAAGUGGAGAUGGAACGGGUCAUUAACUUCUUGCUGCAUGAAGAACCUCCUGUUGAUGGAAAAAUUGGCGUCCUACCUAUUGUUGGUCCAGGAAAAGUUGGAAAAACUACUCUUGUUGAGCAUGUUUGCCGCAACGAAAGAGUGCGUAAUCACUUUUUUCGUAUUGUUCUCUUAAACGAUUAUGAUUUCAGAGAAGAAAGGCAGUGUUCCUUAAGAGAUCAAGGCAGAAUCAAAUAUCAAAAUGAUGACUCAAAUGAAGAAAUAUUUCUGGUUAUUGUUGAAUUAGUUGGGAUUGUUGAUGAGAGUGCAUGGAGAAGAUUGCACUCUGCUUAUCAAAAUAGUGUUUCAACCCGCAGUAAAAUUAUAGUCACAAGCCGGUCAAAGGAUAUCAUAAACUUUGGAACAACGCAAGCUCUUAGCUUGAACUUUUUGUCACAAGAAGCAUAUUGGUACUUCUUCAAGGCACUUCUAUUUGGAAGUGCAGACCCUGAAGAGCAACCAAAGUUAGCAUCCAUAGCAGUGACAAUACUUGAUGAGUACUUUGACCAAGGCAUAUAUACACCUUUCACUGGGACUUUCAUAAAUUUAAACAACACAGCUAACCUGUUAAAGGCUAUUACUGGUGCUCAUAAUUGGCAGAAGUUUCUUGAAUGCCUUAGGGAGAACCGGCGGCUAAAUGAACGUCUAUCUAGAAGAAGCCUAAGUGAUAUUGGAAUGGAAAAUGAUCGUAUAUUUCUUCGCAGAGUAACUGAAACUAUUCAAUAUUGUGUUGUUCAUAACCAAUAUCGGAUAGGGCUUGACGAUGAAGAGGCUCCCAACAUAACUAUGACAGAUAUUAUUUCUAUGAAGUUUCCGCCUCGUGGAAAAUUUGAGAUACUACUUUGGAAAUCCCACUUGCCGCCAUAUCACAAACAUAUAUAUAGUUGUGAGAUUUUUGAGUUUGAGGGCAAUGUUAUCAGGGAUAUGGAGGGUCGGAAGAGGAAAAAUCUGAGUUAGUUCUACUACUGGAUAACACUCUGUACAUGUGAAUCGAUCAUAAUGUGAUUCAUGUUUUUCUCUCAAAUGUAGGUACUGUACUGUAGGGUGUAAUUGUAGGUUAUAAGUGUGCAUCUUUUCUACUUCCUUACCUACCUUUGCUAAGAUAAUGGAAUGAUUGAUUCAAUAGUUUUUGUUGUGUACCUGUGUUUGUGCUAUGUGCAUCCGUAGUCACUGAGCAAACUUUUUACCAUCGCAGCACCUUCUUGUGAGGAGUCCAGCCUGGGGUAUAUAUGAAAAUGCGACUGUCAGCUAUUUUAAGAGAAUUUACCACCACAAUGGCCGUUGGCUUCAUGAUCAUCAUGAUGCACACGCAGCAGAAUAGUGAAACACUAGAAACCGUGUUAACUGGAACAUUGGUUUUUGGGUUUUAUGAUAAGUUUAACGUGAGCCACAUCUAUCUACUGAAUCUUUACUUGUUAUAAUUUUUAAUUCCAUCUGAAAGGCUUAUGAAAGGAAAAAAAUGAAGAUUCUGUACACUGUAACUCUCAGCCUUAUCUGAUCCACCAACUGAAGUAUUUCCCAAAAUGAAGACAGUCAUCUCUGCAAUUAAGAGUGUUCUGAAGAAUCAAAUGAAGUCAGUCUCGAAUCUCAAAUAUUGAAGUCCCUGAAGUACAGCUCUGAACGUUGCUGUAGAAAUCCUUGAUGGAUAAUAUAAUACAGCUGAACUAAUACAGUGCAGAGGUGUUUGAGAGCACUAAUUUCCCAUGUAUCCUGAGCAACAUAUGUUCUUUGACAAUACCAAAAAAUAAAAAAGAAAUAAAAAUGCAGCAGUCACCAGCACAUUAUGGCACAGAUGUUUCAGAUGAGAGCUCUUUAAAAGUUAGGAGCCAGAUGGGGGGUUCGUUGGAGUUGAUUUACACACAUGCAGAUUCAGCGUACAUAAAACUUCAUAGCAACUAGUGAUGCUUGGCCCUUGGAGUCUAUGCGGCAGUGCCUACUCUGAUGGGGCCAUGCUUCAGUGACGGUGAGUACCCACCAUUCGAGCCCCUGUUCAAAGGGCUCAUCAUUCAAACAGAGGACUCAUUCCAAUACAUGUGUUGGUUGACUAGUUAGUUGACUUGACUGCUUCCUGAAAAUGACUCAACAUUGCUUGUUUCAGCCCAGCCUGGUGUUGGGUUGCGGCUCUGACUGGGCAGAUGGGGCCUGGCCGCCUGGGCGACAGCGAAGCGGGGAUUGCACAGCUGGCAGUCCUCAUUUCCAUCCACCGCCGCCUCACCCUCGCCGCCGACCGCCACCACGGCACCACCUCGUCGCGAAUGCGUCGCCGCUUGCCACUUUACUCCUCCCGCGACGCGACGCGACGCCCAAGCGCGGCGGUUGACACACUGAAACCGCCGUGGCACGCCCGGCAGCCGUUCGACGGAAUGCCUGCCCGACGCGCACCCCGCGUCGCGGCCGAGGCUUCUUCACGCCCACGCGUGGGGGCACCUCGCAGCGGUUCAUGCGGUCAUGCUAAUGUUGCGAACGAGACUUCUUGCCAAUUUCGCGUCCAUGGCAUGCGGCUCAAAGACUGCUCAUCAGCAUUAUUUACUCAGGAAACUUAUGUCCUUGAACUCAAAACAAUGAGGAAUUUUGCCCUCCAAAACAUUACUUGACAAGUCGAGAUCGAGCAGUUCUUUCAGUGUACAAAAUGAUUCUGGAAUGCUACCACCAAUUUGAUUUGAGAACAUAAGCAAUAUCUUGAGUUGUGGAGCUUCAAUUGAUGGUAGUGGUCCUGAAAAUGAAUUUCUAGAGAUGUCUAAUAUGGUGAUAUUUCUCGGAAACUGUGGUAUUUUUCCAGUAAGCUGGUUUGAACUGAGGUUAAGCAUUAGAAAGGACAUGCCACUCAAAUCUGCCGGCAAGGUACCACUUAACUGGUUGUUGGAGAUGUCAAUAUCUGUUGCCAGUGAAAAUGUUUGCCAGAACCAAUUAGGAAUCUUGUCUAUUAGAGCAUUGCUUGAAAGAUCAAGUUCACUUAUUUCAAGCUGUUGCUGAAGCCAAGCUGGAAACAGAGGACCCAUCGGGCAAGAUGCAAAAUGUGCAUUCUGAAGCCUGAAGGGUGGAAACCAAUGUGCACCUACUACAACCUUCAAAUUAUUGGAAGCCAGGUUUAGUUUCUUUAAGCUGAUUAGACCUGCAAAAUGUUCUUCUGUAAUGAUACCAUUCAAGUUGUUGUUGCUUAGAUCCAAAGAAGUCAAAUUGGUCAAGGCUCCAAUUUUGUUGGGUAUAGUUCCGUUAAGGUGAUUGUUGCCAAGGUGAAGGGCAGUUAGGCUAGAUAGAUACCCAAGCUCCGGUGGGAUGCUUCCAAUGAGGUUGUUGGCACUGAGGUCAAGAAUAAUCAAGUUGGUGAAGUUCCCGGUCAAAUUUGGCAGGGUUCCAGUGAAAUUAUUGUCUCCGAGAUGUAGCUCCAGCAAAUUGUCCCAUGUGCAUUGUGGCAACCUCUCCAUCAACUCAUUUAUGUCUCCAUUAAUUCCAUUAUCGCUGAGGUCUAAGAUUUCCAAACUGCAAAGAUUCUUAUAGUUUCCUUUCAUCACCAGGUUGUUCUGAAGACCUUUCAUCAACAGGCGGGAGUGAAGGCUAUAUGAUAAAUCAAGCACCUGGAGGGAUGACAUGUUUUCUAACGCGUCAUGAAAUUCGCCAAAAAAUCUGUGAACACUAAUAUCGAGGUACUUGAGGCUUGUCGCUUUCCAAAACCAACAAUAUGAAAUUUCGUGGUCGAAAUUAUUCGAAGAAAGAUCAAGCUUCUGGAGCUUUGUGAGAUUCAUAUGUGGAAGUGAUUGGUUUGCGCUUUCAAGGGAGCAGUCCCGAAAAUCAAUGACUCUUAGCGAUGGAAUCCCAUUGAGUAUUUGAGGCCAGUCAGAUAUUUGUGAAAGAUUUACAUGUCUCAUGCUUAGGUGCUGUAGCGAAUGAAGAUUUUUUAACCAGGUGAUGUCCGAUGAGUAUUUCAUGGAAUAAGGAUCAUUGAAGCCAAGAUCAAGGUACUGCAACCUAGACAGGUUACCAAGCUGAGGUGGAACUUCACCAAAGGAUGGUAUGAAAGAAAGGUUCAGAUAUCUCAAAUUCUUCAUCGAGCCCAAGAAUGAAGGUAUAUUCUUUCCAUACUCUACCAAGCAAUUUCCACUAAGGUCCAUGUGCUCUAGUUGUUCUAGGUGGAGCAAAGAGGAACUUAUCUCGCCGGAUAAAGCGUUGUCAUCUUCGCACGCCGGAACACGGUGGAGGUCUGUUUUCUCAUUGCGAAGGCGAAGCUCGAGGACUCGGCCGGUCUCGUUGCUGCUGCACCUGACGCCUGUCCACUUGCAGCAGUCUCGGCCGUGCCAUGAAGCGAGGCGAUUGGUGAUGUCGAUUGUGAUGCCCUUCUUGAAGGAGAGCAAGGCGGCCCUCUCAGCGGGAACGCAACCGCCAUCGGGAUGCUGUUGUCCUAGUGCACCACAAGUAGUCAGGAGCAAGAUGGUGAGGAGGAGGAGGUGUGGAGGAUUGGUUGUGACAUGCAUGGUGGAGAACAACAGGGCUACUAGCUGCGGCUGAUGCAUAUGAUGAAGUAAACACACAUGCAGAUUCAGCAGGCAUAAAACUUCAUAGCAACUAGUGAUGCUUGGCCCUUGGAGUCUAUGCGGCAGUGCCUACUCUGAUGGGGCCAUGCUUCAGUGACGGCCAGUUGAAGUUGCAAUGGGGAAAGGAAUCUUCUGCUACAUAAAGAAAGGAGGAAAGGGAUGGGAAGGUUCAAUGUUAAGUAUAUUGAAUGAAUGUAUAAAAAGACUGAUGUGAAAGACACUAAAACCCGCGAGGAGAUCGGUGUUUGGUUUGAUAACUAAUGUCACAUAAACUUAUGGGAUGUUUGGUUUGAGAAAUCAUCACAUCUUAGAUGUCUGGUGCAUCAGGAGGUAGAUCCAAUGAAUUUUGGUAGGAUGGCCCCAUUACUCAUGUGUAAAUGAUGUUCAUAAUCUGAAGAAGGAAUGAGGUGGUGAUGGACCAUUCCAUUUCUCAAACCAAACAAGAAUUUAAGUGAGAUUGCGAUA